AAAACUAGAAUAUCAUCCAUCAAUUAAGUUCAUUUCUCUCACACCGUCUUAUAAGUUACCACUUAGUACACAAAUCUUCUAAACCAUAUACAAAGACUAAUUUUCCGGCUAAUUUAAGUGAUAAAUGAUGAUGAUAGAUCCUCUACAAAAAGCCUGUUGGGAUACUAGAGUUAAAGCUUGUACAAGCUAAAGAGCUGACAAACAAAGAUCUGAUCGGAAAAUCAGAUCCUUAUCCUUAUGCUGUAUUAUAUGUACGACCAACGCGUGACAGUACAACCUAAAAAGGGUAUUUGGCGCUUUAAGCGGGUCACCCGACCCGUAGUGCCAUUUAUGUUGCGGGUCGGCGGUUUGGAUCAAGUGGGUUGCUAGUGGAUUCACCUCAUUAUAAUUAUUCUGAUUUUAUGGAAUCAAUCAACUGCUGCAAAUGGAUUCGUCCUCGGUUGCCACAUACCCAAUGAAGUACAAAUACCCCAAUGGAGCCUUUGGUAAGUUUUUUUUAUUGAUUUCAUUGAGCAUGAAAACUGAUGGGUAUAUUAUGAUUUAUGAUUUUUCCCAGUUAAUUAUUUGCUUGCCAGAUUUCAUUUCCCUUUUGGCGUGUAGGCUUUCCAAAUUUAUCAAUGGUAUGAUGGGUUCUAUCUUAAUCCCUUAUCAAAUCAAUGGGCAGAUGGAGCUACUUGAAUUGUGAUUUAGUUUUAAAUACCGCUGUUAGUAAUCUGUUUGUGAAUUGUGAUACUUGUUGUUCCAAAUUAUUUUAUGGGAGAUGUGGAAAAAACAUAGACGAAGCCAAAUGGGGGCCGGGGCCUUGUCGAAAACGGGAUCCCGUGUAAUUUUUUAGCAGUAGCCCUUACUAAUAUGACAUCUAGUUAAAAGAGGUUACAAAUAUAACAAAAAUUACUAUAGCUUCGUGGUUAGGGGAUCAAACCUUAAUUUAACUAUUAUUUUUUAUAAAUUAAUAAAUUUAUAUUAUAAUGUCUUUACUCUUUUAUCUUUUAUAAUUUCACAUUCAUCUUUUUUAUUUGUAUUUUUGUUUUUGCUAAAUUUUAAUUUUAGUAGUGUUUUUCUAGAGAAUUACUAGUUAAUUCAUCCUUUUUAAUUUGUGUUUUUAUUUUUGCUAAAUCUUAAUUUUAGUAGUGUUUUUUUAGAGAAUUACUAGUUAAAUAUAUAGAGUUAAAACAGAAUCUUUUCCCAUGUUAAUGCCAAAAAAAAAAUAAUUCCCAGUUUGCUUGAAAUGGGAAAAUAUUUCACACAUUACCGUCCACGUCAGAAAUUUUUUUUUUUUUUUUUUAAUAAAACCGCUAUCUGAAAUGGCGGUUUUGUUAAGAGAUCUGAACUAAACCGCUACUUGAAAUGGCGUUUUGUGGAUUUUAAUUUAAAAAAAAAAAAAAAAAAAAUUAGUAAACCGCCACUUGAAGUGGCGGUUUUGUAGUAGUACAAAACAUUAUUAUUUUUUUUUUUUUUAAAAAAAGUAAGCAAACCGCCACUUCAAGUGGCGGUUUUGUAGUAGUACAAAACAUUAUUAAUUUUUUUUUUUAAAAAAAAAAAAAGUAAGCAAACCGCCACUUCAAGUGGCGGUUUUAUAGCAGUACAAAACAACAGGUCAUUUUAAUUUUUUUUUUUUUAAAAAUUAGUAAGCAAACCGCCACUUCAUGUGGCGGUUUAGUGCUUAAGGCAAACCGCCAUCUCAAGUGGCGGUUUUGUCUGAAAAAUUAAAAAAAAUAAAAAAAUUUCCACGUGGACGGUAUUGUGGGAAAUACUUUCCCACAUAAUGCAAAGUGGGAAUUAUUUUUUUUGAGCAAUAUAAUGGGAAUAGACUCGUUAAAACACUUAGUUUUUUUCAAAAUGGAUAAUUAUUAGGAAGCUUCAACUCUAGUUGUUAAAUAUAAAUUUUGCAAUGAUUCAAGUUUAUUUCGGUAUAUAUGAAUUUAAAUUUUUCAUAGCUUAACUAGUUUUCAUUAGAGGUGUUUUUUUGGGUCAUCAAGUUACUUUUGGGUUAGGUGUUUCAGGUCAGUUUGAAAUCCAUAUUGUUUUUACAUAAUUGUAAAUUAUUUUUGAAAUCGAGUCAAAUUUGAUUCGGUUACAAUGUCGAGAAAUUAUUUGCUAGUAUAUCGACGAUGUCGAGUCAUCUGAUCUAUUAUGAACACCUCUAUCUUUUAUAUGGUAUAUAAUUUGCUAGUAUAUCAACAAUUUGCCCUUCCCCCAAUUCAAAAUCAUGGCUUUGCCCCUCGGAUACAUUUACAACUCGCUUAAUUGUCGGUACUAAAGGUGGUAAUGACAAUGACUUGUUGAAGAUUUUUAUUUUUUCGGAAUUUUCCAUUACCACCUAAUACCAACUUUUUAAUUGAAAUGAAUUGGGUUAAGAAAAUGAGAUUAUCGAAGAAGAACAAGUAUAACUAUUAAAAUUGUCGAAAUAUUUUUCUACCAAAAUUACACUAACUUUUCAUUAUCAUUACCACCCUUUAAUAUUCUUUUGAAGUAAUGGAGUCUUGAGUGCACCAAUCAAGUCUAUGUAUUCAUGUGUGCAUAAAGAUGAGAAUCCAAUAGGUGUGUUAAUGAGUGAGUGAAGUGUGUGACUGAUUGUGGUGUUUAAGAAUGUGGUUUAAUAUUUGAAGUUAUGAAGGUGUUGAUGAGUCUUAAACAUGUAAUGUAAAUGGUGAUGUUAAUGGGAUGAUGAUUGAUACUUAAUGAGGAGUUGAAAAGAGUUUGUACAAGGUGCCUUGAACAAGGCACUUGGAGAUCACCCUUUGUAUUGAACGAUAAUGAAGAUCAAAAGCAGAUAGUAGGCUUUGAAAGAUUGUGCUCAAAUGAGCACAUUAUGCUGCUGCACACAGAAACUGUCAUAUGAACCUGCUCGAACGAGCACUAUGUUGGCUCGAACGAGCAGGCUGACCAAUUGGCUUUGGAUGUUGUUUUGUUAACGUUUUGUAUUCUAGAGCUGAUUAUUAUGCCAUUUAUUCUUAGCUUUAAGUAUGUAAGACUCAUUAACAUAUUUAGCUCUAUAAAUAGGGAGCUCAUAUGCUCAUUUGGAAUCAUUAAACACAAACCCUAGCCUAAACACAUAGCCUUAUUCUCUCUUACUCUCCAUUGUAAUCCUUCAUUGUAAGAGUUGUUGAAACUCCAUUGUUAUAGUAUAAACAAAAUACUACACACCUUCGAGGACGUAGCCUACCAUGGGUGAACCUUGUAAAUACUUGUGUCAAUUGUUUGCAUUGUUAUUUCCCUCAUACAUUGUUAUUUUCACUGAAGUUGUUAUUUGUUUAUCAAGGUACUUCAUAUCUUCGAUCUUGGUGAUAUUAGAGUUUGAGAAUUUAUUUUUAGACUCUAAGCUAGCUCUCAUUUCAAUACCGACUACCAAAUGGGUUAACAUAUUCAUAGAGAUUUUUGGUAUCGUGUUAUCAUUAAGGGGCAGGGGUUGAAUGAGAGAUGAUGAAGCUGUUAUUGACUUUUUAAUCCUUAAUUUACUCAAAAGAAGAUAGUUUUAUUAGUAAGAUGGGUGAGAUCUUUGAUGAGUCAAGGUUAGGGGGCAUAGUGCAAAAAUACAGUUUUGGUCAUGGUUGUGAAAGACUUUUGCGCUCGAUAUAGAUGGUUUCGAGGUUGUUUUGGCCAAUAAUUCAGUCACACUAAGCUCAAAAACCUUAACUAUACGGUCGUAAUAUAGUGAUUUUGGCCACAUUUUGCAUAUGAUUAGGAGUUACUUUUAUGUGGAUGGGAUUGAGUUUGUGUUGUGUUCAAGCUAUUGAUCAAGAUUUCAUUCAAUUAUUCAAUGCAAUUAAGUUAGUCCCACAUGCUCUAGGCAGGAUUUGAAGGGAUUGAAUCUACACAGAUCCCCUUGUAUUGUAUAAUUGUUCUAACAAAGAGAUUUUUAUUGACCCUUGGUAAGAAACAUCAUCAGUAAGACAAUAACUUCGCAUAAAUAAGUUUACGCGAUUUAACUAGUCAUUUUAUUACGAUCUUUUAUAUUUUGAAACCAAAGAACGAACAGACAAAUUCAAGUUAUUAAUCAAUUGUGGAUUUGAGUCAGCUGAAUUAGGUAAAUUAUAUUCAAAAUUUGUUUUUCUGUUAGCUUAUUCUCAUAAAAUUAUUACAUUACAGACAUGAUAAGAGUUCAGUAUCAUCUAUGAUAUUAAUAUGAAAGAACUACGUAGAGUAAUUGAUGAAUUGGGGUGUAUAGAAAAGGAGGUUCAAGACCAGGUAAACAUAGCUAAGGAGGAGGGAGGGGAAAUUGAUGAACAAAUUAACAACUGGUUAGGAGAAGUUCACAAAAUGAGUGCCAAGGUGAAAACUGUUUGGCUAGCUGUCGAAAAAGCCAAUACCGUGAGGAAGAGAAGAUUAAUCGGUUGUUUUCGUCCAUCCAAAAAAUCCUACAAAGAUGUUUUAGAAAUGGAAAAUGGUAUUGUAGGUGAUGUCAGUAACCUCAUGGAGGAAGGAAAGAAGAUUUUGGAAGCUUGCCAACAUUCAUAUCCCAAAGGAAUUGAACUUGUAUGGCGUGAUGACUUUGUAGAAUUCAGGUCUAGAAGAUCUGCUUUUAACAUGAUCAUGAAUGGCCUUGAGGACGAAAAGGUUAGCAUUAUUGGUGCUUUUGGAAUGGGAGGUAUUGGAAAAACUAAAUUAGUGGUGGAAUCAGGUAAGAGGGCUAAAGAUGAUAAGUUGUUUGAUCAAGUUGUGUUUGCGACAGUGUCUAGAGAUCCUCAUAUAGUAAACAUCCAAGGGACACUUGCUGAUAUGUUGGGCCUAAACUUCAAAGAAGUUACUGAGAUUGGAAGAGCAAACGAGCUUCGAGGACGAAUGGAGAAAGAAAAGAAUAUUCUAGUAAUAUUGGAUGAUAUUUGGGGAAAACUGGAUUUAGAAAGCGUUGGAGUCCCUUCAAAUUUAGAUAACAAAGGAGUCAAGAUUAUUCUCACUACGCGUAAAAAGGAAGUUUGUGAAGCAAUGGGUUGUAGUGUGAUAGUUCAUUUGGAUGUGAUGAAAACAGAUGAAACAUGGGCUAUGUUUUGUAACUAUGCUGGACAACCACUAGGGUAUUCCCUCACACGAGUAGCAAAGAAGAUUGUGAAAGAGUGUGCUGGUUUGCCACUUGCUGUUGUUACUGUCGGAAGUGCUUUAAGGGACAAAAGCUUAGAAGAGUAUGAAGAUGCUGUUCAAAAACUUUCUAAAUCCAGAUUUGCUGAAAUAGAAAGUGUUGAUAGGGAUAUCUAUGCUUGUUUGAAGAUGAGUUUUGAUUAUUUGGAAGACGAAAUAUCCCAAAAGUGCUUCUUAUUAUGUUCUUUAUUUCCGGAGGAUAGUGAGAUAAAGCUGGAGGAUUUAACUAGAAAUGCGAUUGGAUUGGGUUUAUUUGGAAAUGUUGAUUCAGUUGAUCAAGCAAGGAAUAGGAUGCUCUCCUUGGUGAAAAAGCUCGAAAAUGUUUGUUUGUUAGCUACUGUUGAUGACAGCCGUUACUUUCGCCAAUUUGUUCCAUGUCACAACCGCGUAAAAAUGCAUGAUAUGAUUCGUGAUGUUGCUUUAUGGAUUACUAAGGUCAAUGGUAUCCCUUUUUUUACUUUAAGCUCAUUGACAGGAUUGAAAAGCAAAUUCAUGUAUGAGAAGGCAACAGCAUUUUAUUUAAGGGUUGGUCCAAAGUGGCAAUUUCCUAGCAGAUUGGAAUAUCCAGACUUAAAAAUCCUGAUUGUUAAACAGACUCAUUUAGUGACUGAACAAGCUGGUGAAACAUUUUCAGACAUGUUUUUAGAAGAGACAAGAGCUAUACAAGUUCUUCACUUGGAGCUAGCAAUUAAUGAGCCAAUGUUGCCGUUGGUUUCUCUCUCAAAACUAGAUAAUCUCAUAAGUCUUCAUGUGAUUGGAGCUCUAAGCUGGAGGGCUAGGGACAUGUCUAUAAUAGGGAAGUUGAAAAACCUGGAGAUUCUAUGCUUGGGCUGUACAGCUGGAAAGAUACUACCAUACUGGAUAGGAAAGCUUUGUAACUUACGAGUUUUAGACCUAUCUAAAUGGCGGGGAUUGGAGUAUAUACCUCACAAUUUACUGCCAGGAUUAGCUAAGUUAGAGGAGUUUUACACCCCUUGCACUUACGAUUCAAAUUUGAGUUAUGAUUAUCUGUCUGACCUUAUGUUGUUGUCUCAUUUGACUGCCUACAGUGGCAGGUUUAGAGGGACUCUAUCUUUUCCUGAUAAUUUUAAGUUUGGGAACUUGCAAAGGUACCACAUAAAGACAUCAAACCGAAUAGAUUCUAACUAUAAGUGGUCAAGAUUUUUGGAUUUCAAUGAGCUUAAUGACUUCUCCAUGAAGGCUUUUGAGCAUUUGUUGCCGGGUGUAGAGCAUCUUUGUAUUGGGAAAACUAUGCAGGCCGGUAUCCAAAACCUAUGUCCUCAGGUUAAUAAUACGUGCUUUCAGAAUCUUAGAGAAUUUAAUCUUUGGCACUCUGAUAGUCUUGAAUGUUUGGUCGAUACUACUUAUUCCAAGUGCGUAUUGAAAGGUCGUCCUCAUCAAAACUGUGGCUUCCAAAACAUCGAAUGCAUUAAACUAAUAUGCUGUAAUAAAUUGAAGUAUCUUUUCAGCUUCAGACAUGCCCAAAGAUUGCAAAACUUGCAACAUAUUGUGAUCUCUGAAUGUAAUGCCUUAGAAACAAUUUUCACUCAAGAUGAUCUAAAUAAUGUAGCUCUCAUAAGCUUUCUUGAACUCAAGACAAUUGAGAUAGAUUCAUGUGGCGAAUUGAAAUAUGUCAUACCUUUGUCUUUUGUUGCUGAGGGUCUUCCGAAACUAGAGAGAAUAUCUGUGGAAAAGUGUGCUAAGCUGGAGCAAGUAAUCGGAUUAGAUGAUGGAGCUGAAACGAGAAAUCUAGUAAUGAAGAGUCUUUGUUCUGCAAAGCUUGUGAACCUACCAAGACUAUCUUCUCUAUUACCAUUGAAUUGGCAUCUAAAAGUCCCUUCUCUAUCUCAAAUCGUAAUUAUAGCGACUGGCGCAACCUCUAAGCAUUUUUCUGAUGACCUCCAUGUUGAACAGACCCCAAGAGCACAUACAAACAUGCUUAACGGAGUUUUACCAAGAAUGGAAAACAGGAGUUUUAUGGAUUUCAAAGUGUUGGAAAUUGAUAACUUCUAUGAUGGAGAAGAGGUGUUCAAUCUUGAAAAUGUUGAGAAACAUAUCGUUGCACGGUUACAAGUGCUCAAGUUAACCUGCUUGCCCUAUCUGAAAUAUAUUUGGAAGGGACCAACACAUUUCGUUAGCUUAAGGAAUAUACAAGAAAUAGAAGUAUGUAGCUGCACGGCCCUCAAAACUCUCUUUACAUACAGCAUAGCUCAAACUCUACACUCGCUGAAGACUCUAAGAGUUUACUGUUGCCACAAGUUAAAGUAUAUCAUUGAUCCUAACGACUAUGAAAAGGAAGAGGAAGAGGAAGAGGUAAAGCCUUUUGGAGGAGAAAUUCCUACAAGUUGGAACAGAAUAUUGCCAUUUAAGGAGGUCAUAUUAGUAAGUCAUCCAUUAUGUCUGAAUGUAGAAAACUGUGACGCAGAACAUGUGUUAGACAUGGAAAACUUAGUUGAGAAUAAUGAGAGAUGUUUGAUUUGGAACAUAAGCGAGUUGACACUAAGAUACCUACCCAAUCUGACCUGCAUUUGGAAGGGACAAACAGAUUUGAUUCAGCUAAGGAACCUCUGGAAAAUCCAGUUAUAUGAUUGUAAUGUUUUGACAAAAAGUGUAUUCACAUAUACAAUGGCUCGAACUCUAACUUCACUUGAAAUUAUCGAAAUAUACAACUGCAUGGAGUUAGAUAACAUAUUUGAGCCUGUAUCUGUGGGGAUUAAGAGCUGUUCUCCAGUAGCGUGUUUGCCAAAUCUACGAAAUAUUGAUGUACGAGGAUGUGACAAGCUGAAAUCUUUGUUUCAAAUCUCUGUUGCUCAACACCUACCGAGGCUCAGAGGUGUGCGUGUAAAAGGAGCAGCUAUAUUGGAGCAAUUAUUCAGUGAAGAUCGAGAAAAAUAUGCACAAGACAAGCAGAUUAUAUUGCCCGACUUAAUUAUCAUCCGCCUUGAACGGCUGCCCUGCCUUUCAGGCAUAUGUCCUGCAGGUUAUACUUUAAGCUGUGCUCGACCAUCUAUGGUAGAAUUCAUCAUAACAGAAUGCUCUUUUAAACCCGCCAAUUUAUUUUCUCCGACGACACUCAUUCCAUCAACUGCUAUCCAAGCAACAGAAACAGGCCAGCUACCACAUGACCCAAAACACAUUCCCCUCGGCUAAGCAGUCGUUUGUCAUAUCACCGAGAUCAUAUCUAUUGACUGUUAUGUGUUCGAAAUGGCACUUGUAAGUUAGUUGUACAUGUAACACGAAUUGUGUUUUUUUCAAGGAACCUAUACACAACAUUCAAGGUCGCAUUGUAUCUCAUCGCAUCAGUUGCAUUGUAAAAAUUUUAGAAAAACAAAUUGAUAUUUGCGAAAUUAUAAAGUUUUAAAAAUUGUGUUUUAUGACGUUUAGAAGGAUAUCUCGUGCUUUUGCCCGAUAAUUGGCGUACUAUAAACU
Messenger RNA from Amaranthus tricolor (Joseph's coat), 8505 nucleotides. Its product is annotated as disease resistance protein At4g27190-like. Lineage: Eukaryota; Viridiplantae; Streptophyta; Magnoliopsida; Caryophyllales; Amaranthaceae. The record is from RefSeq and is a predicted model, not a curated record. The coding region runs from base 4126 to 8226 and encodes 1366 amino acids. The transcript has 5 exons. Gene Ontology annotation, molecular function: ADP binding.